AUGCUCCAAAAAGCGGUUUUCUUCUUGGCAUGUGCGCUUGGUGUUCAAGCAAUCGCCAAUUGUACAGCCUGUCCAGCUGGAGGCAUUUGGUCAAAUUGGUCAAACUACACCUCUUGCUCUGAUGAUUGUGGACUUUAUGGAAAACAAGUGCAAAAAAGAACUUGCACAUCGUAUUCUUAUGGAUGUCCAUGCACUGGAAACUAUUCACGAACGGAACCCUGUGCUGACUCUGUUUGCGCCUUUCCCAGAGCAGCCUGCAAUCCUCCAUAUACAAAAUAUCCAAAUUCUAUUCAAAAGCGAUACCUUUGUGGCAAUGUUACUCACACUGCAGCUGCAGGAAACUAUGUGGCUCCAACUUGUCAAAUGACAAAAAACCUCAACGCUUGUCCUUGUCCAGCAAAAGGUAUCUGGUCUGCGUGGACUGCAGGAACUUGUACCGCAACUUGUGGACUUUGUGGAGUAAGAACUCAAACGAGAACGUGCAAAUCGACGAGUUUUGGAUGCGCUUGCGUUGGGCCGACUACUCAAACAAUUGCUUGCCCGAAUACUCCUUGUGCUAACAAUGUUUGCUGUGAUGGAAAUCCGAUUGUAAAUACCACGUCUACUGGUGCACGUCAAUGUGGUCUCCAACUUCCUCCCGAUCCUGUUCGAGCUGUACCAGCAGCAUGCACAACGACCACCAAAGCUACCACGAAAGCCACCACGACAACCAAAGCAACUACAACUACUAAAGCUACUACAACAACAAAGGCAACUACUACAACUACCACGACAACAACAACAACUACUACAACUACGCCUACGACAACUACGACUACGACAACUACGACUACGACAACAACAACUACUACAACUACGACAACAACAACCACAACGACCACAACUACUACAACUACGACUACAACUACUACAACCACUACGACCACCACUACAACGACAACAACAACAACAACGACGACGACAACAACAGAAGCGACGACAGACUCAACGACGACCACCACCACUACAACCACUACGACUAAAGCAACCACCACACCAUGUGAUCCAACUGUUUCGAGACCUUGUCAAAAGUGUCCAGCAAUUGCCACUCUUCAAUCUCAAAAUCCAAACAUUCCCUAUCCGGCUGGAAAUAUGACCUACACGACAUCAUACAACUCAAACUGUUGUCUACAAGUUGAUUGGGUGUGCUCAGCUGGACAAUAUGAUCGGAUGAACUUUGCCGUGAUGAAUUCCUCGACUGGUCUCGAUCCGAUUGCACAGGCAAUCGGUUGUCCGCAGCAGGACUCCGUGAAAAUGGCGCCAUUCGUCUGUGGAGCUGACAGAGCUUGGCGUUUCCAGGCUAAAAAAUUUGUCAACUUUGGAUGCUAUCUCCAGAAAGAGGAUGGCUGUGCGCCAACAACUACCUCAACGACUACCACUUCCACAACGGCCACAACAACCACUGGUGUGCCAAAUACCGACGAUACAACAACAACAGUUGCCACGACAACAACAGUUCCUGGCUGUCAAUUGUGCAAACGGGAUUUCUCGACUCAUUACCUUCAACGACCUGUUCAAAGUUUGCAAAUGAACAUCACAGUGUCUACAAACGCGAAAGGUUGUUUGCAAGCAGUUUGGGUGUGCGAGGGAUCGAAUCCUACUGAUUCAAUGUUGUUCCAAGUACAGAACUACACCAAUGACGGAACUGUGGCUAGUUUGAAUGGCUGUGCACAGAUCACUUCUUCUUCACCGGGAGCCUCGAUUCUUACUUGUACCAAUGAUCAGUAUUGGCGAUGGAAUGGGCAACGUAUCGGAAUGUGGGUUUGUUAUGUGAAUCCGACAAAGACAUGU
Mesorhabditis belari is the source of this 1830-nucleotide messenger RNA. Lineage: Eukaryota; Metazoa; Nematoda; Chromadorea; Rhabditida; Rhabditidae. The record is from the annotation of a GenBank genome assembly.